Molecule: messenger RNA, 2126 nt
Organism: Anguilla rostrata (American eel)
Lineage: Eukaryota; Metazoa; Chordata; Actinopteri; Anguilliformes; Anguillidae
Product: golgin subfamily A member 6-like protein 22
Exons: 5
Coding region: 429-1901 (490 amino acids)
Source: RefSeq, a predicted model, not a curated record
AAUAGGCUUAGUAUAGGCUAGCGCAAUUUGCUAUCAUACUUAAAUACUUCAAUAAUAAUCAAUAUCAGAGAGGCAUCCUUGCUUGCCGAACGAUUUAAAGUUCUGAUGGUAUAAUGGUGUUUUUGUAUUGAUAAGCAUAUAUAGGCCAUACGUAGAACUUUUUCAGCUUAUUUCACAAAAUAAUGAAUAUGUGCCACGGUGUGCAAAUAGCUUUUAAGCAUAAGGGUUUGCUUUUAUUUAAAUAAAAAUGCCCAAGAUUUUGUCAAAUUUGUCUGUGCCACAAGUAACUGUGAUGUGUUGUGAUGUAACAAAGAAGCAACAUUUGAAAUUCGAAAACAAGCGUAGUGUAAAGAUAAACGUACGCAUCUUCGUUACCAAAACGACUACAAAAGCGAAUCCUCUGAAUCUGAAUAACUUUCUUUACCACCAUGAGGGGUAAAUCGGAAACAGAGGGAAAUGCUUUGUACACCCAAGAUCUCCAGAAUUCUGUACAAACAGCAAGUGGGGACAAUGUGGAAGGCAAACAUUCAAGGAAGUCGAGUCCCAUCAGUCUGGACAAGACAACCCAGAUGGAGAAGGUUGAAACUCUUGUGCAAGGCCCUGCACGAUGGCACCUGGCUGUGGAGUCAGAGGGCAGAACCUCUAGUGCACUCACAAUGUCGGAGGACCUGUCUCCUCAGAAGAAAAAAAAGAAGAAGAAGAAAGAGAGUGCAGUGAGAGAGGCUGCUCAGCCAACAGAGGGAGGGAGAGAGGCAGAGGUGGCAGAGCUGUUGAGGAAGAUUAAGGAGCUACAGAUCCUGCGAAAGUCGGAAAGGGAGGAAUGGAAGCAGGAGAAGGAGAGAACAGAACAGGCCAGGGAGGAGGAGAGGAACAGGUGGAGGAAUAUCAGGAGGAACAUGGAGAACACUAUGGAGGAGCUGGACUUGGAGAAGAUGCUGGUGCAGCACCUGCGCAAGGAGGACCAGGAGAAGUGGUCCAAGACCACCAACAGCCUGCUGAACCAGCUGAUCAUUGAGAGGGAAGCCUGGCAGAUGGAGAGGGGGCAGACAAACAAGCAUCGCCGGAAAGCGGCAGAGGAGUGGAGGAACGAGAUAAAGGAGAAGGACAGGAAGAUAGCGGGGCUGGAGCUGGAGCUGAAGAAAGCCCUGAGCCAGAUGAAGGAGAACAGGGAGGCGAUGGAGAAUGAGAGGAGGGAGAUGGAAGCCGAGUGGGAGGAGGAGGCGGCGUUGCUUCAGAAGACGCUCCGAGAGAGGGACCAGGCUGUCAGGGCGGAGGAGAGGAUGAGGGAGCUGGAGAGGCAGGAGAGGGAGAAGAGGGCAGAGGAGGAGAAGAAAGCCAUUAUUGCAGAGGUGAAGAUGAAGGAGGAGAAGAAAAGGGCUAAGGAGGCAAUCAUGACCCAGAAAUCAGAGGAGCGACGGUGGGAACAGGAGAGGCUGGAGAGGGAGAAGGAGGAGAAGAAAAAAGAGAAGGAGCAGAAGGCCAUUAUAGCGGACCUGAGACGAAAGGAGGAGGAACUCCUGAGGAAGCAGAAGGAGAUGAUAAGGAUUCAGGUAGCAGAGGAGAGGAAGAGGGACAAAGAGCGAAGAUGGUGGAAGCUGGAGGAGUGGAAGGCCACAGCAGUAGAGAAGAAAGCGAGAAAUGAGACCAAGACUAUGAAGGAUGAGAAAGAAAGAGAAUGGUGGAAAGAAAAGAAAAGAAGAAAGAGGAGGAGAAUUAGGAAAUUAGGUGUGCUUGAAAAUGAGACAAGAGAGGAAGAUACAGAGUGCUGUCAAAGGCUCUGUGUUCGUAUACCUAUCGGAGAUAACAAGACAGAGUACUGCAACUACUACGUUAAAAAAGUGAACCAUGAAAGUGAACCACCAAAAAGCAUAAAAUCACUUUGUUAUGGAUUGAUUCAUUAGAUACUAAUGUACGGUAUAUAAUAUAAACUUUAAAUUAAUUUAAAUAUAAUACAAAUGACAUAAAUAUAACCAUUCAGUCUUAUUUUGUGUCCAUAUUUCUGACACAGGUCAAAAUAUUUGCUAACUGGGGCAUGAAUCCAACACAGUUGUAUCCUCUCAAAUGGGUAUUAUGUGACAAUGUUCUGCAUUGCUCAUUUGUUUGAACUUAUAAGCAAUAUUAAACAA